AGAAUGGGUCCGGUCUUGACAUCCAUUACUUGCCUCUUCAUGUUCGAAGAAGAGAUCGCAACUCGUGUGCAUGUCUUGCCGGGCUCAUUCUGGCUUCUGCUGUCGUUCUGAUGCUUGCUCUGGAAUUCGGACUGGAUCUAGGAUUGAGACACGACAUCGGAUCUUCAUUGGAGAAUGAUGCACAAAAUUCUGUCGUUUCGCUGGAUCAGCUCGUAAACAGCUCGCAGUUUACACUCGACCCAUCGUUCUCUGUAUCCUCAAUACCCACUACUCGAUAUUACAAUUGGACCGUGUCCCUAGUUAAUGCAGCUCCGGUCGGUAUAGUCAAGCCUAUGGUUGUAAUAAACGGAAUGUCUCCUGGACCUGUUAUUGAAGCCAACAGCGGAGAUCGAAUCAUCGUCCGCGUCAAUAACGAUAUGUCUAACGAGUCUACAACUAUUCACUGGCACGGUUUAUACCAAAACGGAACGUCGUGGAUGGACGGGACCAAUGCUAUCUCGCAAUGUGGCAUUCCACCGGGCGAGACUAUGACCUAUAAUUUCACUCUUGAAGACUGGGUUGGGACGACCUGGUACCACGCCCACUGCAGUACCAUGUACAGCGAUGGCUUAGUUGGUCCCAUCGUGGUAUAUUCCCCCAAUGAAACUGUGCCGUCAUCCGAUCAAGAUCUCAUUGUGCAGCUCUCGGAUAUCUACAACACCUGGUCCCCGACUCUUCUUUCUGGGUACCUCUCAAACAAUGACAUUGAGGUUGCGUCAGAACCUGUUCCCGACGCCGGUACCAUCAACGGAAUUGGGCAAUUCACAGAUUGUGCAGCAUACGCUGAUCAGCCUUGUGACGGUCAUGGAUCGUACUUUAACUUCACUCUAGCAGCGAACAAGACGUAUCGACUCCGUCUGAUUAACUCUGGAUCUUUUGCUCCUAUCCGCUUCUCGGUAGACUCGCAUGUCCUCACCGUCAUUGAGGCAGACGGUACACCCGUGGAGCCGCUGAAAGUCUCUUCAGUUAGCCUCCAGGUUGCCCAGAGAUAUUCCGUCCUUCUCCGUACAAACCAAACAGCCGAUGCCUACUGGAUGCGAGCUGUCUUGGACGAGAGCAUGUUUGCCUAUACCAACCAUGCGUUGCAUGGAACGAUUCUGGGCGUCGUCCGCUAUGACGGUGUACCGAAUGGCAUGAUGCCCAAUUCAUCUUUGGCAUCAUCUAAUCCUGGCACGGGGACCAGCGCCUCCGACCUCGAUACCUCUAGGCUCGUCCCCGCAGACGCCAUCGACGCACCGUCAACUGCUAGUAUUAGCAUACCGUGGACGUUCUCGAUACAGAGAACGUGGAAUCAGAACUGGCGGUCGUUCAUCAAUUUGACGAGCUGGGAACCGUUAGGGUCUGGCCAAGCGACGCUCAUCAGCGCGACGGCGGUGAAUGCGUCAACAGGUGUGCAAUCGUUUGAUGGAGACCAGCUCAUAACGACGUUUGAAGACAUCCAAGUAGUGGAUUUUGUGAUCAACAAUCUAGAUGACGGAGACCAUCCCUUCCAUCUCCAUGGCUACAAGCCGUGGAUAAUGGGCUCUGGAGUCGGACGAUAUAUAGGGACACCGCUCAACAGCACGAACCCAAUGAGAAGAGACACGUUCCUCGUCCCUGCUUUCUCCUGGAUUGUCGUCCGCAUCAUAACAGAUAACCCUGGUUAUUGGGCAUUUCAUUGUCAUGUUGCAUGGCAUAUGGCUGCCGGCGGUCUGUUCCAGGUGGCGGUCCAGCCUUCAAAACUUAAGUCCUCCACAUUCCCGGACGAUAUUGUACAACAGUGCACGGCGGCGUUGACCAACGGGAUUACUACAGUUGGAUGAUCGCUUGUAUUAAACACAUCUGUAUCAUGAUACGUCUGCAAAAUUUGUAGUUUUCAUGUCCAAGAUUUUUGCGGUCUGCGUACGUGUGUUUUACAUCAAAAGAUCAACCCAACCCCGAGCACUCUACAAGAAAAAAUACAGCAUUGAGGCUUCGUCUUGACUCGUUCCCAUCUCACGGUCACCGUACGAUCUCCUUCGCUCCGAUGGUUCCAGUCCUCCCGCCUACACCGAAUGUGAGUGCGAUGUUACCGAGAUCCUGGUCUGUCUUCUCAAGAAGGGUCCAACUUCGGCCGUCCAUCUUUUUGAGUGUGCAUUCGAC
Messenger RNA from Stereum hirsutum FP-91666 SS1, 2160 nucleotides. RefSeq names its product multi-copper oxidase (gene Shmco2). Bases 111 to 1841 code for a protein of 576 amino acids. The record is from RefSeq and is a predicted model, not a curated record. Gene Ontology annotation, molecular function: copper ion binding; oxidoreductase activity. Lineage: Eukaryota; Fungi; Basidiomycota; Agaricomycetes; Russulales; Stereaceae. The transcript has 17 exons.